Molecule: messenger RNA, 1525 nt
Organism: Apodemus sylvaticus (European woodmouse)
Lineage: Eukaryota; Metazoa; Chordata; Mammalia; Rodentia; Muridae
Gene: Pnlip
Product: pancreatic lipase
Exons: 13
Coding region: 68-1465 (465 amino acids)
Biological process (GO): lipid metabolic process
Molecular function (GO): triacylglycerol lipase activity; protein binding
Source: RefSeq, a predicted model, not a curated record
AGGCUCGCCUAUAAAAGGGCAUCUCAGCAUUUCCUCGUUGUCCGUAGAACCUGACGGAUCCGCCACGAUGCUGAUGCUGUGGACAUUCGCCGUGCUGCUGGGAGCAGUAGCUGGAAGUGAAGUUUGCUUUGACAAACUUGGCUGCUUCAGUGAUGAUGCCCCGUGGUCAGGAACUCUCGACAGACCCCUGAAGGCACUGCCCUGGAGCCCAUCAAGGAUCAACACCCGCUUUCUCCUGUACACCAACGAGAACCCAGACAACUACCAGCAAAUUACAUCAGAUGCAUCAAGUAUCAGAAACUCCAAUUUCAAAACAAACAGAAAAACCCAUAUCAUUAUCCAUGGCUUCAUUGACAAGGGAGAAGAAAACUGGCUAUCCGACAUGUGCAAGAACAUGUUCCAAGUGGAGAGUGCAAACUGCAUCUGUGUGGACUGGAAAGGAGGCUCCCGAGCCACAUACACCCAGGCUACCCAGAAUGUCCGGGUUGUCGGGGCAGAAGUGGCUUUAUUGGUUAAUGUUAUGCAGUCUGAUCUUGGAUACUCACUCAACAAUGUCCACCUUAUCGGCCACAGCCUGGGUUCCCACAUUGCUGGGGAGGCAGGAAAGAGAACAUUUGGAGCCAUUGGGAGGAUCACAGGGUUGGACCCUGCUGAGCCUUACUUUCAGGGCACACCUGAAGAAGUCCGACUGGACCCCACCGAUGCUCAGUUUGUGGACGCAAUUCACACAGAUGCUGCACCCAUUGUCCCCAACUUAGGAUUUGGAAUGAGCCAGACUGUGGGUCACCUAGAUUUCUUUCCAAAUGGAGGAGUGGAAAUGCCCGGAUGUCAGAAGAAUAUUCUUUCCCAAAUCGUUGACAUUGAUGGGAUCUGGGAAGGAACUCGUGACUUUGCUGCCUGUAACCAUCUAAGAAGCUACAAGUAUUACACCGACAGCAUCGUCAACCCAACUGGCUUUGCUGGGUUCUCCUGUAGCUCUUACAAUGUUUUUUCUGCAAAUAAGUGCUUCCCAUGCGGAAGUGGUGGAUGCCCACAGAUGGGUCACUAUGCUGACAGAUUUUCUGGGAAAACAAGCGGACUCUACCAGAAAUUUUACCUCAACACUGGUGAUAAGAGCAACUUCGCACGUUGGCGGUACCAGGUGACUGUCACCCUCUCUGGACAGAAGGUCACUGGGCACAUUCUAGUUUCUUUGUUUGGAAAUGCAGGAAAUUCUAAACAGUAUGAAAUUUUCAAGGGCUCUCUGCAGCCAGGCAAUACUCACGUCAAUGAAUUCGACUCUGAUGUGGAUGUUGGAGAUUUGCAGAAGGUUAAAUUUAUCUGGUACAACAAUGUGAUCAACCCGAGCCUACCAAGAGUGGGAGCAUCCAAGGUUGUGGUGGAAAGAAAUGACGGCAGAGUGUUCAACUUCUGUAGUCAAGAGACUGUGAGGGAGGACGUCCUGCUCACACUGUCUGCAUGUUAGGAAGCUGCUGAUGUGUGACCACAGAGUCCCACUGUAAUAAAGUCUAGUAUUAAAGCAAUA